Messenger RNA from Mesorhabditis spiculigera, 258 nucleotides. NCBI's taxonomy places the organism in Eukaryota, Metazoa, Nematoda, Chromadorea, Rhabditida, Rhabditidae. The record is from the annotation of a GenBank genome assembly.
AUGGCAUCUACGGCUUUCUCCGACCACUACCAGUGUCCCAGCUGCCGAGCCCGGAACGACGGCUACUGGGCGGUGCUCGUGGUUGAUGUGGCGCGAGUCACAGAGGCCAUGAUCCAAUUUCCGGCACUUGUGCCCUCCAGAAGCCGUCCCGGGCCUCGCCAAUUUCGCGACCCAUGUUGCCGCACUGACCACGCUGCUGCAGCCAAGUGUUCGGAUUUGGUAGUGCCCCAACUGGAGCAAGAUUUGUCGGAAUUUCGA